Messenger RNA from Kuraishia capsulata CBS 1993, 306 nucleotides. RefSeq lists its product as uncharacterized. The record is from RefSeq and is a predicted model, not a curated record. Lineage: Eukaryota; Fungi; Ascomycota; Pichiomycetes; Pichiales; Pichiaceae. The transcript has a single exon. Bases 1 to 306 code for a protein of 101 amino acids.
AUGAUUGAAACUAGUACAGCUAGAUCUGAAUCACCCAAAAUCGGCCUUCACUGUCAAUUUCUAUCUCAAACAACACCAUUGGCAAUUACUUCUAUUGACCAAACAAAGUCCGAGUCUUCCUUAUAUGCAGCCGUUAUCUUUCCUAUCUGUCCUUCCCUUACCCGGCCGCACAAAAGUGGGUUGAUUUUUUCCCUUAUUGUUUCUACACGACUUUCUCGUAUGGCCCCCCCUCUCGUUUGUGUUCCUUUCUGUACCACAAUCAACUUCUAUUUAGCAACUUCUCUGCAAACUCAGGCUCUAAUUUAG